GAUCUCGCUCGUGACGCUGCGUGCGCAGCCGGCCGGUCACGGGAUUCUGAAGGGGGGGUUCGGAGGACCACGGCGCAGCAUCCGGCUCUUCUGAUUGGUCGACGGUGGGCGGAGGCGAGCGCUGUCAUCAGAAGCCAACGUGCGGUGGGGCUCGUACUGCCUGUGCUGUUUGGCGCGCGCUCGGAGGUUGUAGUUCCACAGGGUUGCGCCAUCGACGCGAGCGGAGUCGUGUCGAACGGAGGCUCCAGCGCGAGACAGUCACGACAGGACAAUCGGGCGGGUCCGAACGAACCACCUGCGGCAGCUCUCUUCUUCCUCCUCCUCCUCCUCCUCCACCUCCUCGUAGCGAACCCCAUCUCACAAGAUGGAGGACCAGAAGAGUCAGGUGACAGGGUACCUCCUGUUCUCCCUCUCCACCGCUGUGAUUGGCUCCCUUCAGUUUGGGUACAACACCGGAGUCAUCAACGCUCCUGAGCAGAAACUGCGUGCGUUCUUCAACCAGACGUGGAUGGAGCGCUACAAGGAGCCCAUCUCCCCGGGGACCUGCACGCUGGUGUGGAGCUUCUCCGUGGCCAUCUUCAGCGUGGGCGGCAUGGUGGGCUCCUUCAGCGUGGGCGUCAUGGCCAACCGCUUCGGCAGGCGGCGCUCCAUGUUCCUGGUCAACAUCCUGGCGGUGAUCGGGGGUCUCCUGAUGGGCUUCUCCACCAUCUGCUCGUCCUAUGAGAUGGUGAUCGCGGGCCGCCUGGUCAUCGGCCUGUUCUGCGGCCUCUUCACCGGCCUCACCCCGAUGUACGUGGGGGAGGUGUCGCCCACGCCGCUCCGGGGCGCCUUCGGCACGCUGCACCAGCUGGGCGUGGUCAUCGGCAUCCUCAUCGCACAGGUGUUCGGCCUGGAGGUACUGCUGGGCUCUGAUAAGCUGUGGCCGCUGCUGCUGUCGCUGACGGUGGCGCCGGCCGUGCUGCAGUGCAUCCUGCUGCCCUUCUGCCCCGAGAGCCCCCGCUUCCUGCUCAUCAACCUCAACCAGGAGGAGCAGGCCCGCAAAGCGCUGGUGCGGCUGCGCGGCAGCGAGGACGUCAGUAAGGACAUGCAGGAGAUGAAGGAGGAGAGCGCCAAGAUGGCGGUGGAGAAGAAGGUGACCAUCCCGGAGCUGUUCCGCACGGCGGCCUACCGCCAGCCGCUGCUCAUCGCCGUCAUGCUGCAGCUCAGCCAGCAGCUGUCAGGCAUCAACGCCGUGUUCUAUUACUCCACAGGUAUCUUUGCGUCAGCGGGGGUGAAGAAGCCGAUAUAUGCAACCAUCGGCGCGGGCAUCGUCAACGUGAUCUUCACCGUGGUCUCGCUGUUCCUGGUGGAGAGGGCGGGACGUCGGACUCUACACCUCCUGGGAUUGGCUGGGAUGGCUGUCAGCGCCCUGCUGAUGACGAUCACCCUGUUGCUGAAGGACUUCACGGUGAUGGGCUACGUGGCCAUCCUGGCGGUGAUGCUGUUCGUGGCGUUCUUCGAGCUGGGUCCGGGGCCCAUCCCCUGGUUCAUCGUGGCCGAGCUCUUCUCCCAGGGGCCCCGCCCGGCCGCCAUGGCCGUGGCCGGCUGCUCCAACUGGACCGCCAACCUGCUGGUCGGCUUCAGCUUCCCCAAGCUAGUGGAGUGGUGUGGCCCUUGGGUCUUCAUCAUCUUCGCCAUCUUCCUGGUCUUCUUCUUCAUCUUCACCUUCUUCAAAGUCCCGGAGACGAAGGGCAAGACCUUCGACGAGAUCGCCAAGUGCUUCGGCGCCGCCCCGGCCACGCCCACCCGCUCCGUGAACCUCCCCCUCAACACUACCUCCACCAGCGUCCAGGCCACAAGCCCCACCUCCCCUGACAAGGAGAAGGUCCCAUUGGUCCAGGCCCCCCCGCCGUCUGAAGCCACGCCCCUGCCCACUGAAACCACACCCCUACGCUCUGAUGCCACGCCCCUUCGCUCUGAAACCACGGCCCUGAGCGAUAAGUCCAAGACGACGCUCCAGGAAACUCUGUAGACUAGACUAGAUCUCAUCCAGCUCCCCGCCCACAGUAGACCCUCCACGAUACCCCCACCUCUUCCCUCAGCACAGCACCGAGGCUUCCAGCUUCCGAGUCCUCCAGACGGAUCUCUUCUAGCUUCAAGAGUCCUUGCAGAUCUCCUCUUCUAGCUUCAAGAGUCCUCCAGACGGAUCUCUUCUUCUUCUGUCCCUUAGUAACGCCUCCUUCCUUUAACUUCUCCUGGAGGGCUCAGCAUAGCAAAAACAAACACAGCAGACCAGAGAUAAGUCGGGACGACCCACAGAAUACGAUGUUGAUGGGGGAUAGAGUGAGGGUCUUCAGCCUGCCAUAGCCUGCUCCUGUCGAAGCAUCUAGAUCCUGGUAGGCCUCCCUGGUAGAAGCUUCCACACUCAUUAUUAAAACACUAUUAGUAAGGAUGGGUCUAGAUGCUGAAGCUCAGGACAUCCUAGCAUCGAUUAUAGCUGUAUGUUUUAUGUAUUCCACACUGGUGAUUUUAUAUACAGUUUGACGUUGUGUCAGUGUUAUAUUAUAUUAUUAAUUAUGUUGAAGGGAAGCGAUGGUUUGGCAGGUGUAAGCUUCAUCUGUGCAGGUUGAAGGGAACCAGCGGCUCCGGGCCUUAUCUGAGGAGACAAACAGGGAACCUCUGUUAGCAUAGGGAAUCCUCUCCAUGCCCCCCCCUCCAUUUAGCCUCCACUGCCUCACCCUAAACCUCGGCAGGCAGUGGGAUGUUAAUGUUGGAUUAGCAUGUGCGCUAGUCUGGGGUGGAGCUACAUGACUGGUUCUGUUAGGAGGGGAUUAGCAUUCCAGUCCUCCGUCCACCAUCUGAACUAAAGUAACCAUGUAAACACAAAGUGUAGCGUAAGAUAGCUGUUAAUGCUAACUAUUGCUAGCCAAGUUUCCACCCAGUAAAUGAUGGAUCAGCCUACCAGUUCACCCAGUGGACCAUACCAACUGGUUGGCCGAUCUACUCAUCUUACGGCUAAUCGGACACUCCCACUUGUGAUGUCACUAAUGGGUAGAUUGUGAAAAGGUCGAUUGCGAAACGGCCGUUUGAGAAGAGGGCAAAGUGCAAUAGCCAUCUUUGCUGGAGAAAAUAGGAUAAGAGCUUUAUAAUGUAUAUACCAGGAUGGGCGAGCUUCAAAUAUAUAGUGAGAUCAGAGAGAGAGAGAGAGAGUGAGUGAGAGUGUCAUCACGAGAUAGCGUAGCGCCAGCUUUUAAUCAGCCUGGUUAGCAUUGGGAAACGUCACUUCCUGUUAGCAUUAGGAAGCUAUAUUUCCUGUGAGUGAAAGUAGUUUUGAUUUAAAUCAGGCCUGGACUAAGAGUUAAAUCACAUGUAAUCACAGUAGGAACUUAACACGCAUAAGCAGAAGGUCGUAGGGAGCGGACCCUGGAUGGAGCUCAAUCAGGAGUUAUGGUUGGGUCAGGGAUAAUGGCCUUAUGAGGAUAAUCACCAGAGGUCAGAGGUCAGUCUGCGGCCGCUGUGCGUUCUCCCGCUCAUUUGACGGCGACGCACUGAAGAAUUCAAUCCUCUGGAACAACAAACAAAUCAAUGGACUGAUUAAAUAAUGGGUUUAUCGCUACCGCUCAUACGAAGGCCGUUCGA
This is a messenger RNA of Gadus morhua (Atlantic cod), 3618 nucleotides long. RefSeq names its product solute carrier family 2 member 3a (gene slc2a3a). Gene Ontology annotation, biological process: response to insulin; dehydroascorbic acid transport. The record is from RefSeq and is a predicted model, not a curated record. Bases 365 to 2011 code for a protein of 548 amino acids. Gene Ontology annotation, cellular component: apical plasma membrane; basolateral plasma membrane; plasma membrane. NCBI's taxonomy places the organism in Eukaryota, Metazoa, Chordata, Actinopteri, Gadiformes, Gadidae. Gene Ontology annotation, molecular function: D-glucose transmembrane transporter activity. The transcript has 11 exons.